GUAAUGGUUAAAGACGAUGGUAAAAGUAAAGGUUUCGGCUUCGUAGCUUAUGAGACCACCGAAGCAGCUGAAGCCGCUGUUGACGCAUUAAAUGGAAAGGAUAUGGGGGAGGGUAAGGUAUUAUAUGUUGCUCGUGCACAGAAGAAAGCAGAACGCCAGCAAGAGUUAAAACGCAAGUUCGAAGAAUUAAAGAAGAAACGGCAAGAAUCGGUAUUUGGUGUUAAUUUGUAUGUUAAAAACCUUGAUGACAGUGUAGAUGAUGAGCGUCUACGCAAAGAAUUUUCGAUGUAUGGUACCAUUACAUCUGCCAAGGUUAUGACCGAUGAAGAGGGACGUUCCAAAGGUUUUGGAUUUGUCUGCUUCAUUUCGCCCAAUGAAGCAACCUGUGCCGUCACUGAAGUGAAUGGACGUGUUGUCGGUUCGAAGCCAUUGUAUGUAGCUUUGGCUCAACGUAAAGAAGACCGUAAGGCACAUUUGGCAUCACAAUACAUGCGUCAUAUGUCGGGUAUGCGUAUGCAACAAUUAGGUCAAAUAUUCCAACCAAACGCCGCAGGCGGCUUUUUCGUACCAACCAUGGCGCCAGGGCAACGUUUCUUCGGUCCACAAGUGACCCAACCGAUUCGUAACACACCAAGAUGGGCACCUCAAGUGCGCCCUGCCGCUGGCGUACAAGGUGUCACACAGGCUGGCGCUGCAGCCGCUGCUGGUAGCUUCACAAAUGCCGCCGCCAUGGCAGCAACCGGUAACGCUCAGUUCCGCCCAACAGCAGCCGCUGCCCGUGGCCAACCGCAGACAGUUCAAGGCGCGCACGCUGCAGCCGCCGCUGCCAACACAAUGCGCAAUACUGGCGCACGCGCUAUCACAGGUCAGCAAACAGUUGCUGCGGGCAAUAUUCCAAUGGCUGGAGCACCAAUUACUGCAGGUGGAGCUCAGCAACGCGCUGCCAACUAUAAAUAUACCGCCAACAUGCGCAAUCCACCUCCACAACCGGUCCAACAACAGCCGCAAGUGCAGCCAAUGCACCAGAAGGGUCAAGAGAAACUGAUUGCUUCUCUAUUGGCAAACGCCAAGCCGCAAGAGCAGAAGCAAAUUUUGGGUGAACGCUUGUAUCCUAUGAUCGAGCGCAUGCACCCACUUAUGGCUGGCAAAAUUACCGGAAUGUUAUUAGAGAUAGAGAAUUCCGAAUUGUUGCACAUGAUAGAGGAUCAAGAUGCUUUGAAAGCCAAAGUUGAAGAAGCUGUUGCCGUGUUGCAGGUUCAUCGUGUUGCUGAGCCAACCAAUUAAAAUACCUAUAUGGAAAUCACAUCAUGCUAGCCGAACUAAAAAGUUUCGUAAUUUCUCAUAUGUUCAUACUGCUUCUAGCCACAACGACAAAAAACUCAGAAAUGGUCCUCAUUAUUCAUUUUAGAACAAAAACCGUCAGGUAGAUACGAUAUAAAUAUGUAAUAUUGUUUAAAAAAUUUAAAACUGAAUAAUGAGAGCCACAUCUAAAAAGUAACACCAUUUAACAUUCGCUGAAAAUCUUUUGUCAACUUUCAUCUUUCUGAUUUUCCCAUAAUAAUUAAGAUUCAUGCCUUUUCGCUUCUGAUUUCAGUUCAUUACCUUUUCAAUUCAACCAAUCAAAACGCAAGCGUUUUUUAACAUACAAUCAAUAUAACAUCCUAGCGAGUAAUGCAAAGCUGCCAAGUGACGCGUACACAGUAAUUUCAAAACUGUGUAUUAAGAUUAUAUGAAAAUCAAGAACUAAAACUGAAAAUGAAAAUGAACAAAUCAAAACUUGGAAUAGAAGAAGAAUUGAAGCCAAGCAUUCGAAAGGUGGCACGCCGAAAGAAACAAAAACAAAACUGAAAACCAGCCACACUUGUGGUUUGAAUUUUAUAGUUUCCUAAAAUUAACUACAAUAGUUUCAUAAUCUCUGGCGCGAUGAGGUAAUUUUAAUAUAUUUUUUUGUAUAACCACCACCAACUACAACAACUAUACUAAACUCAUACAAGCAUUGCAAACAAUACCAAAUUUUCAUAUUUUUCACUUGAAUAAAAAUUUGUUUUUGUCAUUUACUUGAAGCAAAUGCGUUUCAGUGUAAAUUUGUAAUGGAUUAGAAUUUGAAAGUUGCUCUAAUUUGUAAUGCACUUGGUUGAAUUGAAGAGAGUUUCCUAUUCUAUAUACUUUAGAAGCGAAUGGGCAGGCUUAGGUAAACAAAAGUAAUUAACAUGUAUGUAUGUAAGAGAGAAAUAAUUGAAAAAAUCAAACAAAAAAAUUGCAAAAGCGUAUGAAAAAAUGAAAAAUUUGGAGUGUGGGUUGUUCAAAUGGAUCAAAAUAUUAAUAUCAACCGAAAAGAACGGUUCAUUUCUGUCAUCCACUCUCUGAAUGUAAUAAAACAAACAAACAACAUGAGAAUAGAAUUGCUUGUAAAAGAAAAUGUUGAAUAGGACGAAAAAGUAAACGUUCAAUGAUUUUUUUGCUACUUUAAACAAAUAUAAUAAAAAUUGAAAAUAUAUAUACGUCAGACACAACCGCUGACAAGCAGAACUUAAAAAUAAAAACAAAAAAAAUCGCAAAAUUAAUAUAAAAACGGUCCUAGCUGACCAGAAAAACACAAUAAAUACAAUGAAUGAAAUAACUGAAUUAUAAAUAUACAACUUUUAUCAAAUAUAAAAAACAUAGUAUGUGUAAGACCGUUGAUAAAUUUCAAAGUCGAACCGCGGGAAUAUUUUCAAUUGCGCCCGAUUAAAUGUGUGGAAGGGCAUGCAAAAUACAGGGUGGACCAUAAGUCCCUUCAUAUUUGAAUGUGUAUGUGCGAGCGGAUGUCGCGUUAGGAAAUACAAGAUUACGGUUGAAGUCAGGAUUUUUCGAUAAUGAAAAUUUGAAAUAGUUUCCGAAAACAUUUGUCAUGAACCUGAACUCGUAUUACUGUACUCGAAAGUCGAAUAUCUUUCCAACCGCAAUCCGAAAUUCAAAUAUUGGGUGGUCGAAAAAGUAUUUUCGUACUUCUAAUCAAACUUCAAAUUAUUUUUUUUAUUGCAAGAAUAAAAGAUUUUUUUUAUCUAGUUUUUCUCAUUAUUUAGGCAAUAGGACACCUUUGGUCCACCCUCUACAUUGCGAAGAUUUUAGUAAAAGCAAUGGUAAAAAUUCAGUAAUAAAUCAAUUCCAAUAUUGAACAAUAUUUUAACCGAACAAUAUAAAAUUUAAUUAUACCUAUCUUGAUCUGGUGAAAUGAGAAUUUAAAUAAAAUAUAAACUUUUGGCAUAAA
Messenger RNA from Bactrocera dorsalis (oriental fruit fly), 3250 nucleotides. Its product is annotated as polyadenylate-binding protein. The record is from RefSeq and is a predicted model, not a curated record. Gene Ontology annotation, cellular component: ribonucleoprotein complex. Gene Ontology annotation, molecular function: RNA binding. NCBI's taxonomy places the organism in Eukaryota, Metazoa, Arthropoda, Insecta, Diptera, Tephritidae.